CUCUGCGGAUUGCAUCGGUGUGCGGCGGCGGGGCAUGCCCAGGGCACCGGGCGCGGCCUUCAAUGGGCGAGGACACGGACACGCGGAAAAUUAACCACAGCUUCCUGCGGGACCACAGCUAUGUGACUGAAGGUAACGUACGUGUUGUCUGAGACCCCCUCCGGCCGGUCGCCGCGUGGGCAUGCCGUCGCACCGAAUGCCCUCCGAAGCUGACAUCAUCUCCACUGUUGAGUUCAACCAUACUGGGGAGCUGCUGGCCACAGGCGACAAGGGUGGCCGGGUGGUCAUCUUCCAACGGGAACCAGAGAGUAAGAACGCUCCUCACAGCCAGGGUGAGUACGAUGUGUACAGCACUUUCCAGAGCCACGAGCCAGAAUUCGACUAUCUGAAGAGUCUGGAGAUAGAGGAGAAGAUCAAUAAGAUCAAAUGGCUCCCGCAGCAGAACGCCGCACACUCACUGCUGUCCACCAACGAUAAAACUAUAAAACUAUGGAAGAUUACUGAGCGGGACAAGAGGCCCGAGGGGUACAACCUCAAAGAUGAGGAGGGAAAGCUCAAAGACCUCUCCACAGUGACGUCACUGCAGGUGCCUGUGCUGAAGCCCAUGGACCUGAUGGUGGAGGUCAGCCCCAGGAGGAUCUUCGCCAAUGGCCACACCUACCAUAUCAACUCCAUCUCUGUCAACAGUGACUGUGAGACGUACAUGUCGGCAGAUGACCUACGCAUCAACCUCUGGCACCUGGCCAUCACUGACAGGAGCUUCAAUAUUGUGGACAUCAAGCCAGCCAACAUGGAGGACCUCACCGAGGUGAUCACAGCAUCUGAGUUCCACCCCCACCACUGCAACCUCUUUGUCUACAGUAGCAGCAAGGGCUCUCUGCGGCUCUGCGACAUGCGGGCUGCCGCCCUGUGUGACAAGCACUCCAAGCUCUUUGAAGAGCCCGAGGACCCCAGCAACCGCUCCUUCUUCUCAGAGAUCAUCUCUUCGGUGUCCGACGUGAAGUUCAGCCACAGUGGCCGUUACAUGCUCACGAGGGAUUACCUCACGGUCAAGGUCUGGGAUCUGAACAUGGAGGCAAGACCCAUAGAGACCUACCAGGUCCAUGACUACCUUCGGAGCAAGCUCUGCUCCCUGUAUGAGAGUGACUGCAUCUUUGACAAGUUUGAGUGUGCCUGGAAUGGGAGUGACAGCGUCAUCAUGACGGGGGCCUACAACAACUUCUUCCGCAUGUUUGACCGCAAUACUAAGAGGGACGUGACGCUGGAGGCCUCGAGGGAGAGCAGUAAGCCCAGGGCUGUGCUCAAGCCACGGCGGGUGUGCGUGGGUGGCAAGCGACGACGUGAUGACAUCAGUGUGGAUAGCUUGGACUUCACCAAGAAGAUCCUGCACACAGCCUGGCAUCCAGCCGAGAAUAUCAUCGCCAUUGCGGCCACCAACAACCUUUACAUCUUCCAGGACAAGGUCAACUCUGACAUGCACUAGCCAGCCUCAGCCGCCCCUCCAAAGGAGGGCAGGAUGAGCCCAGGUGGCCACUGUGGGGACACAGUUCCCUCAGCUGGAGUCGUCUUGGGUGGCCAUUGCCAGUUUAAACAAAGGAGAUGAUGAAUCCUCAAUCACGAGCGAUAAAACGAAUGUGCCUGGCGGCCUUGAUCCAGGGUUUUUUCAUUCGUGGCCCUCCCUAUCUCGGUUGGGGCAUCUCUAUAUUAUCAGGACUUUCUCCAUGUUCAGGUUGAUUUUCCGUCCAGCAGGUCCUAUCAGGGAAAGCUGAGCUGGUCCCCAUCGGACUCCAGAGAUGAAGAGUGACGCUCACAAGCCAGCCAGGGUCUGUGGAUCCUAAAGGCAGCCAGCCACACGUCCUGGCUGAGAGCUGCCAGAUCAUGCCGGAUUUUGGAUGAGUCUCAGUGAACAUUGGCAGUGGCAGAUUUUUGCUUGAGGAUCUGGGGCAUCUUUCAGUAUCCCAGGUCUUGGGCCAGGGCAGAUUCUGAGAGGCAGGGCUAGGGUCCUGGGGUGGAUCCUGACAGGCAGGGCUGAAAUUCUGGGAUAGAACCUGACAGGACUGGGAUUUUGGGGGUAGAUUCCUGAUAGGCAGGACCGUCCUGGGGUGGAUCCUGACAGGCAGAUCUGGGGUCCUGGAGUGGACCCUGACAGGCGGGGUUGGGGUCCUCAUGUAGCUGUUCUAGACUGGGCAGGUCCUAAGAGGCAGGGCUAGGGUCUUGGGGGUGUAUCUUGAUAAGUAGGGCUGGGGACCCUGUGUGGCAUGGCCCUCCUUUACUGCCCUCCUUGUGAGUGCCCACUGCAUGCUGGGUGUGGUGCUCAGCCUGCAGGGGCUGUUGCCAGAUCCCUGCAGCCUGCUCUCCCCUAUCACUCUUCCACACUUGCUAGGCAUCUUCCUACGGCUGAUACUGGGUUCUUCCAGGGACUGUAGCAUCAUCAUGCUUGUGAAGUGGGUGCACACACAUCCCCAUGCCAAGAGCCAGACACUUGGAGGCUGGGGCAAAGGUGUAUCAUUACCAUUGCCUUUGACACAGGAAGAAGCCAAGGCUCGGAGCAGAGAAACAGGGCGUCCACGGAUUCACACCCCAAGGUCUGAGCCCAGACAGGACUUGCCGCAGGCUCUUUCCAGCUUACCACAUUGGUGGUUGAUAUUCAAGCAACAUUCAAAUGGAAGGUUCUGGAAGGGAAAUGGAAGCAGAGCAAGUACACUGGGGACAAGAUGGCACAAGAAUAGCAGGAGAGAAGAUGGGGAAGGGCCUCGGUAGUUCCUGCUCUGCUUGGUGGCGUCAGGGCGGGAUACGCUCACACUGCAUCGGCCCUGCAGCUCCCUCACACGUAGCUGCUUCUCAAGGAGGUUACAUGCUGCCACACAGCCCCAGAGGACAGUCACUGAGCCGUCCCCAGGGCCAUGGAUCAGUGGAAUUCUGUAGUGACUCCUCCUGUUCCUUCCAUCCUGGUGCCUGGAAUUGCAGAGCCACAGGCCUCAGCAUUUUGACUCCAGAAUCAAAGAGCAGGAGGCCCUGCCGAAGCCAACUUUAUUUAUUUAGGUUUUAUAUGGAUCAUCACCCAGGAAACAGAUGCAACAGAGCUUUUACUCAGUGGAUUACGGUAUACUUGCGUGUGUCAAAGCACAAACCGCAUGCACACUCACUUCCGGCCAUAUAUUUACACAGAAAAUGGGUCCAUUGUGUUUUCUUUUUGAUCAAUGUGAAUGAAGAAUGUUUGUUUAUAUAUCUCUGUAAAAUGCAGACGCUCUAGACAGACAGCAUUGUACGCAUACAUCCACUCUGAUUAAAGUGAGCAAUCUAAAGAUCGAGUGAUGUCCCCCCCCUUUGUAGAGAGGUUUGAGAACAUGGCCAGUUGUAUAGAAAUCUGGUUGAAGCCAAAAUCCAGGUCUGAGGGCCUUACACACUUGCCUGGAUCUUUGGCUUACCCAUCUGCCUUUGCAGUUCAGGUGUUACGAGUGGAAACGCCUCGGGAGCUAGACAUUGCUGUCAAAUCACAGGUUUCAUGUUUACCAUCUUCAAAGUCCAAAUCUAACAUCAUCUUCAACAGGGGGAUCUUCCACAUGCUCCCUAGCUCUAGACUUCUGUUUUUAAACCUUGGGUACCAAAGCAAAGAGACAAGAGAGACAGAAGAUAUUCUUAGAAGAAAAGCAUGUCUUUGGAUUCCUGGGAAACCACCAGGCCAAGAGUGGACAGAGAAUACUCAAGUGUGUGUUGAUUGAAUAAAAGGUGCAGAGGGGGGAGGGGCGGUGUGAGAAAUGGCGGAAGGACCAGAGCCAUGUCACAGACUUUGCAGCCUUAUUCUGCCUAAGUUCUCUGGUCUCCUCGAAUGUAUGACAUUUUCCCAUUGUUGUGUGACAUUGUUGGGGUUUUGGGUUUUUUCUCUCCCGGUUUGAUUCUUCUCCGAGGUCAAAGCCCUCAAAGGGUGUUGGGUCCAUACCUGCUGGUGAUAUAGUGGGGCCGAUCAUUUGGGGUUCUGUGACUCAUAGGUGCAUUUUUCUUCGGUGUCUCACAAAUUAUCCAACUGUUGAAUAAAAUUAUAAAUAUGUUAAUACCAGCUUUUUCCAAUAAAAUAACAAA
Molecule: messenger RNA, 4080 nt
Organism: Nannospalax galili (Upper Galilee mountains blind mole rat)
Lineage: Eukaryota; Metazoa; Chordata; Mammalia; Rodentia; Spalacidae
Gene: Ppp2r2c
Product: protein phosphatase 2 regulatory subunit Bgamma
Exons: 9
Coding region: 182-1483 (433 amino acids)
Biological process (GO): peptidyl-serine dephosphorylation
Cellular component (GO): protein phosphatase type 2A complex; cytosol
Molecular function (GO): protein phosphatase regulator activity; protein binding
Source: RefSeq, a predicted model, not a curated record